UGCUCAGAGACAGUAAUUGUGUGUGUGUUAUGUGACAAAGAUCGACACUAAGGAUUCACGGUCAGCUCCGCUUCAUAACUUAAUACUUCCGGAACAUUUCCUAGACGACGGCGUGCAAGAUGGCUGCUUACCGAUGUUUAGCAGUACUUUAAUGCUGCUUUAUAUUUUUUAAUUGUGAAACGGAAUUAAGUAAAAGAGAAGCGAGGUUAAAGAUGGAUCAGCUUCUUGUCAUCCCUGGUCUUUCAAGCUCAUCAAAAAGACAGUACACAGGCAAACUUCUGCGUCGUCCCCGAGCACCACGGCAGCUUCCCCCACUAGCAGUGGAAGAUGCUGAAGCAACAGAGGAUACCAAGGGGACAGUACUACCUGGAACAUAUGGACCUAGUGUGUUUGGAGAUGCAUUCAGCAUGUUUGAUUUAUCUUCUGAGGAAGCUUCUCACAGGGUCUCACCCAUCCCUAGUGGUGCUCCAAGUCUUGCAUCUCCACCUCCUUCUGAAUCAGCACCCACAAGACAUGCAUAUCAUUCACCUUUGAGCAAUAUCACUUCUUUUACUUCUAAGGGUGAUGAAAAAUAUGUGCUAGACCCUAUGUUUCGUGGUCAGACUGCUGUUGGGAGAUACGUUGAUGAACAAAGCCUUGCCAGAUCUUUUAAGUUCAGAGGACCAGAUCCAUUUCCUCUGCGGAACCCAAGGCAAAAUCCAGACAUUCUGAUGGACUAUGAUUGUGAUGAUGUUCGGUAUUUUAAUCCUCCAGCGUUUACUUUGGAACAUUUUCUACGGAAUGUGGCAGAACAAAAGCAUUUAGCUUUACCACAAGUUCGUAAAAUUAUCUGCUCCAGACAUAAUGUUAAAAAGCUGACAGAUUUGUUGGCAGAGACACAUAUACACCCCAGGAGACAGACUGAAAUACAUACAGUUAAAUUUGACCCAGAAGAAAAGAAUGUACCUCUCUGUGAACCACGUGUUCCUCAGCACCAGUUGCUGUUGGAGAUGGCAGCCAUGAUACGUAUGCACAUGCGACAGCACAUGCAGACUGAUGUGCGAACCAUCAUUAAACCUGCCCCAAAGUACAACCCAUUAUACCAUGGUGGAGAUGCAGAGACUGUUCCUCAUACAGAGAUAAUUUUGUAUGAAAAUGAUGCACAAGAACAGGCUACUCUGGCCAUGAAGGCCCAACAAGAAUCAGAAGCACCAGGAAGGGAUGCAGUCAUUCACUCAGCAAAAUCUCGCUACUUCCAGGACUCAUCCAGAGAGAGAAGUUGCUCCCCUUUUGCUCCCCCUGAGGAGGGAUCUAUAUCCCCUUCAGAGCUGGCUAUCCUGGACUCUCUAAUUGCAGGCGGCAAAGCACUUAGCCUAAAGGCCCAUUUCAUCGAUGCCUUGCCAGACAUCACACCUUUGAUGAGGACAGUAGUGUACUUAAAUCUGUCUUUUAAUAAUUUCAAGUUCUUGCCACCAGAGGUUCUUGACCUUUGGCAGUUGGAGGUUCUCAAAGCAAGAGACAACCCUUUGGUUGAGCUGCCUCAGGAUAUUGAGCGUCUAAGAAACUUGAAUGUCUUGGAUGUAUCUUAUGCUCUCAUUACAACUCUCCCUCCAGGACUAUUCAGUCUUGAAAACCUUCAGCACCUAAAUGUCUCUUACAACAGGCUGACUUUUCUACCAAACGAGAUCAAAUUUUUAAGGAAGUUGGAGACACUUAAUGUGGAAGGAAAUGAGCUACCCGCUCUUCCUCCUGGCUGCCUGCAUCUGAGACUGCAAACCAUCUUCGUCCGCAACAACUUCAUGCAUCCUUUAUUCUGGAAGGACCACAUCAAGCAACAGCCUCAGCGUCUGUCUGACCUCGCCAUGCUGGAGUUGCAUCAGAUGGGUCUUUUGGAGAAUGUAUCCACAUUUCCUGAUAUAGUGCUGCGUUUGAUGAGAACGGUGGAUAAAUGUGACUGCUGUCGAGGCCCACUUUAUGGACCAGGCCUGCGAAUGAUUCGGCCAGUUCCACAUUUGUUUGGGGUCAAGCACAUUCCCAUCAUGUUUCACUCCUGUUCACCACACUGCUUGAAUGUCUUCAAAGGACUAAGUGGCAAGCAGCUAGUAGAGAUUCUGUUUGUAGAGGAGUCCACUACUUGAAGAGACAUGUGAUUUUAAUAUCUCUAAAGAAAACAUUUUUGCAAGUUUGUGAGUGUAUGUGCAUGUGUAUGUGCAUGCAUAUGUCUACGGCUGCACUGCAUUUGUAUCUAUGUGAGUGUAUGCAGCCUUAUUCACAUGUGUAGUCACCGUUAUUAAGAUAAGUUUUUACAGUAAACAAAAAUUCAUUUGACAUUAUCAUCAGAUUUGUUUCACAGCUGUCACUGUUAGCAGCUUUCUUAAUGAAGUAUCAAAAACAUUAAAAUUUGUCUUCCAGAUAAUGAUCAUGCAGAAAGUUAAAUUAAUUAGACAGUGGUUGGUUCACAGAUAUCUUAAGCAGAAGAAGAUUUAAAACCUAAUUUUUUUCAGAAUUUUGUGUGUUUGCAUGAGAGAGAAAGAGAGGGAGACAAGGAAUGGCCAUAAAAAUUUAUAUUACUUGAAGUUUUUUAAAUUGUAAGGUCAUACAUUUGUUUCUGAAAAUAACGAGAAUCGAGCAUUUGCUUUUGUUGGCCAUUUAUUUAUUGUCGUUUUGAUUGUGUAGAUAUUACAGUCCACCCCCACUUUUAAUUUUACAUACACUCAGGUCUACAACACACCUGUGUGGAUUUCUGGAUGCUUCCAUCUUAUAUUUUCCUUUAGAAGAGAGAAACAAAAUGGAAAUAGCGAACUUGACAUUACGCCGGACACGUGCUCAGGGUGCGAAGAUCUCCUGUGCAGGUAGCGCAGGUAUCCGCACCUGGACAAGAUGUGCAGAAUACUGAGGCAGACCUGAAGGUUCUGUCCGAUAAGGUGCAGGCGAUGAUGGAAACGAGUGAUAUGUUGGAGAAGUACCUCAAGGACAUGGAGGCUGAGUUCCGUGGUCUGAGGGACGGGACCAACACCCAAAAUCCUGGGGAAAAAAAGGGAGAAAAUUGGAUUUCUCGAACAAAAGUUUUGUGCGAUUCACAAAGUUGGUGCGCGCAUUGUCGAAAAACAAAGAGAUUAACCGACCUGUAUGCAACCAAGAUGGUAUAACAUUGUCUGCAUCAUUGCUAUUCUAUCUUUUUCUUAGCAUUUCAUCAUGUGUAUAUAUGUUUGAUGUUAUCAUAUAUAUAUAUAUGUUUGUACCCGGAUAACCCAGAUUAAUAAAUAUGUAAGAACCAUA
Molecule: messenger RNA, 3258 nt
Organism: Pomacea canaliculata
Lineage: Eukaryota; Metazoa; Mollusca; Gastropoda; Architaenioglossa; Ampullariidae
Exons: 11
Coding region: 213-2117 (634 amino acids)
Molecular function (GO): protein binding
Source: RefSeq, a predicted model, not a curated record